Cajanus cajan (pigeon pea) is the source of this 1641-nucleotide messenger RNA. Its product is annotated as protein JINGUBANG. Gene Ontology annotation, molecular function: protein binding. Lineage: Eukaryota; Viridiplantae; Streptophyta; Magnoliopsida; Fabales; Fabaceae. The record is from RefSeq and is a predicted model, not a curated record.
GAUAUACGUCCAUUGCCUGCAAAAACGUACCAAAGCUCCUCAUUUCUUUAAUGCAUAAACGUGCACUAAAUACUGUUCAUUUUCAACCAUUCCAAUAAACCAAGUUAUAGCCAACAGCUACCACUACCAUCCCAAUUCACCCCACACUCACACCAACUUCAUUCACAAAUCAUAAACCACCCCUGUUGUUCCUUUUGGUGUUGAAGAAGACAAGACCAAUGGUCUACCCUAUCGAUGGACGACCCCAACUCACCCGAUCUCACUGCAUCCUUUGCUUUUAGAUCCACAACCACAACCCCAUCUCAGAACAUCUUCUUGAGAAGCCAUUCCACAAAAGAAACACCUUUCUCUAACUUUCUGCUCUCCCCACCACGCCUCUCUUGUCCCACACUUUCUCGAAGCCUCCAAAACUCUCCCAUUUCUUCCCCUAUCCACCGUCAGUUCUCAUCACCUUCUCCCACAAAACUCUCUGAUUCUGACCCUCAAACAACCUACCACUGCGCCUCUUCUGUCCUCAGAAACGAUGGCCAGAUCCUCUCCAUUGCCUUGUCAUCCAACGGUUUGGUCUACACCGGUUCCGACUCCAACCUCGUGAGGGUGUGGAAGCUCCCCGAGUUCACCGAAUGUGGACAACUCAGGACCAAGGCUUGUAGAGUGGUGGCUCUGGAAGUGUCCAAUGACACGGUUUAUGCAGCCUAUGGGGAUGGGAAAAUAAGGGUGUGGAGAAGAACGUGGGAUAAGGUGUUGAAGCAUGUUCGGUUGUUCACCAUCCCCAAGACACUUGGCUAUGUCCGUAGCUACAUCGCCGGCAAAGACAAGACAAUGCACAAGGGGAUAAUAACGUCCAUGGCAAUUAACACAGCAGAAGACAUUCUAUACACAGCAUCCGUAGACAAAACGGUGAAAGUGUGGCGAAUCUCAGACCUCAAGUGCAUAGAGACCAUCAAGGCUCACCCGGAGGCAAUCAACGGGAUGAUAGUGGCAGAUGACGGGGUUCUAUACACAGCCUCAGACGACGCGACAGUGAAAGUGUGGCGUCGAAACUUCUGCAGCCACGACCAGCCUCACUCGCUCACAGUAACCCUCCACGCCAAAUACUCCCCAGUCAAGGCCCUAACGCUCACCCCAGACGCAGGAAUCCUCUACGGCGGCUGCACCGAUGGCUACAUACACUUCUGGCUCAAGGGCUGGUUCGCCGGACAGUUACAGUACGGAGGGUCCAUCCAGGGGCACACGCAUGCAGUCAUGUGCUUAGCCAGCGUCGCCAAAUACCUCGUCAGUGGCUCCGCUGACUCCACCAGUAGGGUUUGGGCCAGAGAGCAGGAUGGCACCCACACCUGUGUGGCUGUUCUCGUGGGCCACAGAGGGCCCAUUAGGUGUGUCACAGCCUUCACCGGAGGAGGCAGGUUGCCUCAUGCUGAGGAUAAUGAAGAUAGUUGCACCAUUUGCACUGGCAGCCUUGACGGGGUCUUGAAGGUUUGGCGUGUCACUCAUAAGAAUGCAAAUUCUAAUUGCUCUUCCCCUCCUUCCCAUGCCCCCAAGUAUUUUGAACUCUACAAGGGACUUUGAUUGCAUUGCAUUCUCACUUUCCAAUUUUUGUACAUUCAUUCAUCCUAUCUAUCACCACCUUUUCAUCUACAA